ACAAAAUAUGUUGAUUAUUAUAUUUCCGGCAAAAGUUUCCCUUUUGACCAUCCUCAUCUUUAUUUCUCUAGUCAAGUAAAGGAUCAUCCCGUAAGAUCGUCUCUCUCCUUCACAACGUUCUCAUCGUUCGGUGAUGGAUUUCUGGAGAAGGAAGAAGGAGAAGGGCAAGGCAAGAAGGUGUUUCCUCGAAAACGGAAACAUGUUUCUUGAGCAACUCAUCGCCGACUGUAACGGCAUAUCAAACCCUAUCCGAAUGUUCUCUUCCGAUCAAAUCUCCAAAGACACCAAUCACUUCGAUCCCAAGUAUUCACUCCCUCGUAAUUCAUCAUGGUUCAGAUUGUACAAGUGCGUCAUCGAGGGCAGAUCUUACGUGAUCAAGAGAUUUAUAGAGCCAGUGAUGGGAGAAGAAGAGCAUGCUUACAACGAUAUUGUCUUGUCUGCACGGGUAAGCAAUCACAGUGGUUUCCUCAAACUCGUGGGAUGUUGCCUCGAAUUUUCUCAUCCGGUGUUGUUAUUUGAAGACCUAGAAUAUACAUCUUUGAACUGGAUAGGAAGUGUUGGUUCCGAGGACGGGCCGCUGCUGCCUUGGAAUGUACGUUUGAAGAUCGCUAAGGAGGUUGCGACUGCUAUAACUUAUCUUCACACUGCUUUCCCUAGAAUCACUAUUCACAGAGAUAUCAAGGCUACGCAUGUUUUCAUGGGUAAAAACGGGACUGCUAAGCUCACUGAUUUCUCCCUUGCUGUAACACUCCCUGAGGGUAAGUCGUGGAUUGAAGAUACAUUGAGUGGAACUGUCGGAUAUAUAGAUCCUAUUUAUCAGUCGACGAGCAUAGUGACAGAAUACGCAGAUGUGUAUAGUUUUGGAAUCUUUAUGUUGGUUCUUCUCAUCGGAAGGGAACCAAAAAUGGAUGGACCAGAUCAUUAUCAUAUUCAUAGUUUUGUGAAGGAUCUGAAGGAGAGAGGAGAAGCUGUUGAGCUCGGGGGUGAUUCGAAGGACAUGAGGCCUGGUCAGAUGAAAAUGUUUCUCGACCUGGCAUUAAGAUGCUGCGAGGAGAGGAAUGAAGACAGGCCAAAGAUGAUCUUGGUUGCAAAACAGAUUAAGCUUAUAGAACAAGCAUCAUUUGAGGAUGAUCAGAUUGAGAUUAGUCCAAGAUGAGAUCCUGGCUUCACAGCUCACAGUUUAGAAACAGAGGUUCUCUAAAUGAUGUCAGGUGGAAUCUGCGAAGACAGAGACAAAGACGGACUGAUGAUAGUUCAGGUAGCUAAAGAAACUAAAGCGGGUUUUGACCUCAUUUUUAAGAGAUACUCUGUUCUGAACUUUUCACAAGCUCUGUUAAAUUAUGUAUCUAUCUUCUUGGAAG
Raphanus sativus (radish) is the source of this 1361-nucleotide messenger RNA. Its product is annotated as serine/threonine-protein kinase ZRK1-like. The transcript has 2 exons. Gene Ontology annotation, molecular function: protein serine/threonine kinase activity; ATP binding. NCBI's taxonomy places the organism in Eukaryota, Viridiplantae, Streptophyta, Magnoliopsida, Brassicales, Brassicaceae. The record is from RefSeq and is a predicted model, not a curated record. Gene Ontology annotation, biological process: protein phosphorylation; cell surface receptor signaling pathway. The coding region runs from base 134 to 1156 and encodes 340 amino acids. Gene Ontology annotation, cellular component: plasma membrane.